Messenger RNA from Symbiodinium natans, 4002 nucleotides. The record is from the annotation of a GenBank genome assembly. NCBI's taxonomy places the organism in Eukaryota, Dinophyceae, Suessiales, Symbiodiniaceae.
AUGUGUGAGCACACGAGGACAGCCACGGGGACCAGCAAGCGGGCCGAAGACAAAACGGAUCCAGAGAGUGACGCUCGGCUGAAACUUGCGGGGCCGUUCCCAUUCGGCUGUCGGGCUCCGUGCUCGGCCACUCGUUGUUCCCACACCUUUGCACACCGCCCCUUGCAAGGCCCGUCCCCGGAGGCACUCCGCCACAUCUUGCUGACGCUCGGGAUCCCCGCCGAAGAGCUCAAGGGGCAGCCCGACAAGUGGAGAGGAAUCCGCUUCCGUGAGGACGGUUGUAUGCAGGCGCUGGAUCUACAUCGCAGACCCAUCAGCGGCAUACUGGAUCCUCUUGCGAAUCUCACCAGCCUAAAGUUUCUAUCUCUGUCGGACACCGAAGUAACCGGAGGCUUGCAGGCCUUGAGCGAGAUGAGCGAGCUGCAGAACCUAUGGCUGGAUGGCACCAAGGUGGCCGGUGACCUGCAACCACUUGCCAAGCUCACGAAGCUGAAGGAGCUCUUGCUCAAGAACACCGGCGUCACCGGAGGCUUGCAGGCGUUGAGCGAGAUGAGCGAGCUGCAGAAGCUGUGGCUGGAUGGCACCAAGGUGGCCGGUGACUUGCAGCCCCUCUCCAAGCUCACGAAGCUGAAGCAGCUGUAUCUCUCGGACACCGGCGUCACUGGAGGCUUGCAGGCGUUGAGCGAGAUGAGCGAGCUGCAGAAGCUGUGGCUGGAUGGCACCAAGGUGGCCGGUGACUUGCAGCCCCUCUCCAAGCUCACGAAGCUGAAGCAGCUGUAUCUCUCGGACACCGGCGUCACUGGAGGCUUGCAGGCCUUGAGCGAGAUGAGCGAGCUGCAGAAGCUGUGGCUGCAUGAUACCAACGUGGCCGGUGACCUGCAACCACUUGCCAAGCUCACGAAGCUGAAGGAGCUCUUGCUCCAGAACACCGGCGUCACCGGAGGCUUGCAGGCGUUGAGCGAGAUGAGCGAGCUGCAGAAGCUGUGGCUGGAUGGCACCAAGGUGGCCGGUGACUUGCAGCCCCUCUCCAAGCUCACGAAGCUGAAGCAGCUGUAUCUCUCGGACACCGGCGUCACUGGAGGCUUGCAGGCCUUGAGCGAGAUGAGCGAGCUGCAGAAGCUGUGGCUGCAUGAUACCAAGGUGGCCGGUGACCUGCAAGCACUUUCCAAGCUCACGAAGCUGAAGAAGCUCUGGCUCAGGAACACUGACAUGUAUGGCGAUCUUGCCGACCUGGUUCAGUUGACAAACCUGGAAAAGGCCGAUCUGAGCAGCACGCUCGUGUCUGGGCGCCUGACGUCCGCCUGGCGGGGCCAGCUCCUCCAGCUCCGCUCGCUCGACCUCGCGGGGAGCCGGGUGAACUUCCUGCCCGUCGGAGGCGACCUCGAAGACCUCCGAGCGACAUUCUUCACCGACGAGACGCGGCAGCUCCUUCCGGCUCUGGUGAACUUGGACGUCUCACGAUGUCCGCUGGAUGGCGAAGUGCAGAACCUGUUGGAGCCCCUCUCCUUCGCAGGACACCUGGCCUCGAUCCGUGCCAGCGGCACGAACCUUUCCGGCCAUGUCUUGAAGAGCUGCUUGCGCGAGGUACACGUGAAUGGUGCCGACUAUGGUCGCUAUUGCGCUGUACCCUUGCAGCGGACCCUGCAAGUCUUGGAGUUGGCGGACAACAGGAUCCAUCGCAUCGAGGGCAUCCCUGCCAACGACAACGUCUCCUUGGCGAACAACUCGGAGACGUUUCUGAACGUGAAAGCAUUGCGGGAAGCCUUGGGCAACAAUGUGCAGGUGGACCUCACGGCUACCAAAAUCUCCAACACGGACGAUGUCGCCACACUGUUUCAUGAAGGAUUUCUUCACAGAACUGAACAGCUGACCCAAAGCGAUCGCCUGAAGGGUUUCGCAUGUUACGACAUCACCUCCACGUCUUUGCGGGUGUCUCCGUCCUCAUUUUGGCCGCAAGGCUUGUGCGCCUGCAGCGAGGGCUUCGAAGGGAACGGCACCUCGUGCAAGCAGUGCCAUCCAAACACCUACAAUGAGCACUUCAACCGCAGUUGUGCGCCGUGCCCCAGCAACAGCACGGCGAUAGCAGGGGCCACCUCUGUCUUCAGCUGCGUCUGCACAGUCGGCAGGAUGCAUCUGUCGAAGUCUGGGUCUGGGCAAGAUUGCCAGUGCGAUGCUUCGAAAGCCCUCCACAAGGAUGUCUGCGAAGACUGCGGAGAGCUGCACUUGGACUGCCGUCAGCACGGCCUCAACGCGAGCUCGGCGGCACCGCAGGUCGGCUAUGCCCGUCUGCAAGCCGGAGCUGGACGUGCUUACAGGUGCUUGGAGCCUGCUGCGAAGGUGCGCUGCAACGCUUCAUUUGCGAACGGCACUGGGAGCGGCGCGGCUCUGGGCUGCGCCGCCGGCCAUGAGGGUCCACUCUGCGUGGCCUGCUCCUGGGGCUACCGCAGCCGCGCCGGCGUCUGCGUUCCCUGCGAAAUGGCCGAUGCCGGCGCGCGCUGGCUGUACUUGCGUUGGGUAGUCGGGGCCGCGGUCUUCGCCGGAGUGCUCGUUACCGGUAUCUUCCUGUGGCGAAGGAGCCACAGCCAGCCCGCGACGGCCCGGCCCGAGCCGACCCUGUGGAGCGUGAUGCAGCCCCUGUUGGAGGCACAGGGCCCCGUGCUGCUCCAACUGUUCCAACUCUGGGGCCUGUUGGUGGCCUUCUUGGAAUCCCAGACAAGAACUGGUGAUGAACCGACGCAGACUGAUGGCUUGUGGGCGGAGGAGUGUGUCCAGUGGCUCCAGCUUACCGCGCAAGGCCUCCGUGAUGCGACGAGCCUCGAGUGCUGGUUCGGAAGGACAGCGAACGAUGUCGUGGCUCUGGCCGGGCCAUGUGUGCCCCUGGCGCUGCUGGCGCUCUGCGUCCUCUUGGAGGUGGCCUCCCACGGAAGCGGCGUCAGCCUUGCCCUGAAGCUGCUCACCUUGCUGUACAUCGGGGGCGCCUCGAGCAGCGCGGCGCUCACGCGAUGCCAGCACACCGACGGAGGCAAAGAUCGGCUGCCCGAUAUGUAUGCAUUCCGGACGGCGCUGCCGGACAUCAAGUGCCAGGACACUGCCCCCAUUGCAGAUAGCAUCGGUGCGUUGUGCGUCGUCUGCUAUGGGCUGCUGAUCCCCAGCUUCCUGGCGUACCUCAUGUUUAAGCAGCACCUGGCUUUGGCGCCCAGCCGGCGCUUCGUCAGCCAUGUCGCCACGAAGGGAGGUGACGUCACGGUCUGGGUUCUGCCGCUCGAGGAGUCCGAGAAGUCUGAGCCCGAGCAGGAGCUGAAAAGGAAGAGCCUCCUGGCCGCGGCGGUCGCCCGCAGCUGCAUCUACUUCUCCGGAGGCGUCCGGGUCCAGCUGCAGGAUGAGCGCCUGAUCCUCCGACCAACGGAGCAAGGCGCCGAAGAGGUCGUGAACUUGGACGGGAGCAGCUUCGUCUGGACGGUCCUGGGGAACAAGGGCGAUGCAGAUCUUCGGCGUUGCCAAGCUCUUGAGAGGAUGCUGAAGGAGCGGUACGUACUUGAAGAGGCCGCCUCCUCCGACAGAAUUGUGGCCGGUGCAAAAGAGUUCUUCGUCAAAUAUGCAGCGUGCCAAAGCGUGUGGUUCGAGAUCGCCAUGCGGAUUGUGGCCGUUGCUUUGGUGGCCUCCGUGCGGAGCGAGAACGGCCUGGAGUUUACCUUGGGCUUCACCUUGUGCACCUCGCUUGCCAUCGCCACGAUCCGACCUUUUCGGCAGCACCAGGUGAACGACUUGCAGAGCUUCUGCUUCUUCUGUCUGGCAAUCGCGGCUUUCGCCUUCUCGACAGGCCGGGUGCUGACGGCCCGCGCCGCCCUGCUAGCGCCCUGUGUGAUGGCGGCCGCGCAGGCGCUGAAGCCAGACGGCCCGGAAGCGCUGGCCCUGCGCCUCUUCCAGGAUGCGGAGGCUCGGUGGCCCAAGCAGCAGGGCGAGACCGUGGAGCUCUCGCUGCGGAGCAUCAGCUUGCUUUAA